This is a messenger RNA of Tachyglossus aculeatus (Australian echidna), 1430 nucleotides long. RefSeq names its product HSPA (Hsp70) binding protein 1 (gene HSPBP1). The record is from RefSeq and is a predicted model, not a curated record. NCBI's taxonomy places the organism in Eukaryota, Metazoa, Chordata, Mammalia, Monotremata, Tachyglossidae.
UCCGGUCAAGAUGGCGGCGCCCAGGAGAGGCCGCGCCGGCCGGGCUCCGCGCUAGGGGCGGCGGCGGCGGCGGAAGGGUCCUCGCCGAGCCGGGCAUCGCAAGAAGGAGGAGUCUCCCCUCCCCUUUAUCCCCUCUCCCGAAUUCCCACUUAUCCUUUCCAGAUCCUAACUCCCCUACCCCCUUCAUCCCUGGCCCCCCCCGCGACCCCCACCAUGGCAGACGGGAGCCCUGGGCACAGCGGCCCUCCCCUCGCCCUCCCGCCGGCUCAAGGCAGCUCCUCGCGGUCCUCCCCCACCCCCCCGCCCCCCCAUAACUUGCAGGGACUGCUCCAAAUGGCCGUCACCGCCGGGCCCCCCGUGCCAGCCGCCGGCCACGAGCCCAUGUCCGAGGAGAGACGCCAGUGGCUGCAGGAGGCCAUGUCCGCCGCCCUGCGGGGGCCUACGGAGGAGGUGGAGCAGAUGAAAAGCUGCCUGAAGGUCCUGGCCCGGCCCGAGCCGCCCUCCACCCCGGAGGCCCAACUGACCGCCGACCAGAAGGAGCGCGAAGGGGCCCUGGAGCUGUUGGCGGAUCUGUGCGAGAACAUGGACAACGCUGCCGAUUUCUGCCAGCUGUCGGGGAUGCACCUGCUGGUGGGUCGCUACCUGGAGGCGGCGGCGGCGGAGCUGCGGUGGCGGGCGGCCCAGCUGGUGGGCACGUGCAGCCAGAACGUGGCAGCCAUCCAAGAGCAGGUGCUGGGCCUCGGGGCCCUCCGGAAACUCCUCCGGCUCCUCGACCGAGAUCCCAGUGACGCCGUCCGGGUCAAGGCUCUUUAUGCCAUAUCCUGCCUGGUGCGGGAGCAGGAGGCGGGCCUGCUGCAGUUCCUGCGACUGGAUGGCUUUUCCGUGCUGAUGCGCGCUAUGCAGCGGCCUGUGCGCAAACUCAAGGUCAAGUCGGCGUUCCUCCUGCAGAAUCUGCUGGGGACGCACCCGGAGUACAAAGGUACCCUGUGCUCGAUGGGAAUGGUGCAGCAGUUGGUGUCCCUGAUCCGGACGGAUCACAGUCCCUUCCACGAGCACGUCCUGGGGGCCCUGUGCAGCCUGGUGACAGAUUUCCCUCAGGGAGUGAAGGAAUGUCGGGAACCUGAGCUGGCGCUGGAGGAGCUCCUGAGGGAGCGGUGUCAACUGCUGCGGGAACACGAGGAGUUCCAGGAGGAACUGGAGUUCUGCGAGAAGUUGUUACACGUGUGUUUCUCCUCCCCUACGGACGACAGCAUGGACCGGUGAACGCAGAGGAGGGCGGGGAGGGAAGCAGAUCCCAUCUUCCCUCCUCUCCUCUAAACCACCGUCCCAGGAGAGGGACUGGGGACCGACCCUCCCGGCUUGGGGAGGGUCCCGUCCCCUUAAACUGUCCUCCGCCUGACCGGUUUUAUCAAUAAAUUUAUCUGUCUCAA